CUAGCAAGUUUGGUUGAAUUGCACGUCUGCUGUUUUUCCGCUCUGCCUCAUACCAAUCUCAAAAGCGGAUCAAUUCGGAGGAAGAAAUCGGGACCUUAGAGGUUAGAAAAUUCAGAAAUUCUAUUUCAAUCUUUUUUAGUUUGCGAUUUGUAAAGUCUGUUUCUUUUGUAGCCAAGUGUAUAGAAUGGUAACAUUAUGUUGUUGCAACCCAUUCAUAAUUAAAGGAGUGGCCCAACGCUAACGUUACUAGUUAGCUUUUACUACCGUAGGCUAACGUUAGCUAGAUGCUCAUCUGGCGGGCUUAUGUUAGUUAGUUUGUCUGGCGGAAGCAAGAUAGAUGCAUCCUUUUUGUGUUGAAUAAAUGUCAACGUAGUAGGGAUGUAGUUAGGUAACUGUUUAUCUCUAGCGUAGUCUAUCUGUGCACUGUCUGAAUGCUAACGUUAGCUUGCUAGCUAACGUCGUUACACAGUCAGCAACUGUGACCACUGCACUGCCAGCCUAACUAGUUAUGAUUGCUAACUAGUUAACGUUAAAUGGUUAGCUUAUAGCUAGCGUUGAGUCUUUCUGCGUUAACUAACGUCAGGUAGCUACUGGUACUGUUUCACUAGCUAGCAAACGGUAGCGACCCAUCAAAUUUGACAGACACCACGUCCACGCACGCAAGACACGCGCACACACAUCCGAAUGUAACGGUAGUUAGCGUGUGUAACCUGUACAAGUCCGAUUGCUCUCAAAUGGUUAUUUCUAUCGGCUUCAGUUUAUAAUACGCUGGUGUUAGCAAAAGUGCAUUCACUACAUUGGGUCACAACCUCUUCCAUAAUAAAUUGACAAACAGUGACAUAAACCUCCCGUUUUACACUUGCAGGUUUUUGGUGGAAUACUCCGGAGCAUCCCCUACUCUCCAUCUUGUACUUCCUUCUUCAAUUUAUUCCCUGUUGCAUUCCUGGACUCCUAUUGUUUUUAAACAGUCCCUGACUAGUCAAGCUAAGGUUACACACAAAAGAAUAAAAAACAAUGGAUAAAACGGAGCUUAUUCAGAAGGCCAAGUUGGCGGAGCAAGCCGAGCGCUACGAUGACAUGGCUGCCUCCAUGAAGGAGGUAACGGAGCAGGGGGGCGAGCUGUCAAACGAGGAGAGGAACCUGCUAUCUGUCGCAUACAAGAAUGUGGUCGGAGCACGGCGGUCGGCAUGGAGAGUCAUCUCCAGCAUCGGACAGAAGACCGAGGGAAGCGACAAGAAGCUCGCAAUGGUCAACGAAUACCGGGAGAAGGUGGAGGGAGAGCUGAGAGAUAUCUGCAACGACGUACUGGUAUGUAGUACUAAUACAGAUUAAUUAUUCUGGAAAUGUUUAGUACAUAAAGUGGGUGUUAAGUGUAUGGUACUAGCCUAGGACAGUGGUUCCCAACCAGGGGUACUAGGACCCAUGGAGGUACUUGGCCUAUCCACAGGGGGUACUUGAGAAGACUCAUGAGACCAUAGGCCUACUGGUAAAAUGUGCAUGAGGGGGUACUCCGGGUAGAUCAAAAUUCAGUUGGUGGUACAGUAACCAAAAAAAGUUGGGAACCACUGGCCUAGGAUACUGAAUACACUCAUCUCACCCUCUCACAGCUUGCAGCUGGGAAAGUGUGGUCACUAGUCAGACAGUCACUGUGUUGCAUCAUUAUAUUGACUAUGGAUGUAAAAUAUCAUUUUAAAUAGUUGAUUAGUUAUCUUUCUAGGUCUAGGAAGUGUUUGGUUACCUGCUCCUCCUGAGGCAUAUUUGAGUGCAUCAGUGCAAGCACGAGACAUCAGUAAUUCACCCAGCCAUACUGCCACAGGAAUCUAAUCUCUAUGCUGUCUGGAUAAAUGUGCUGAAGAAAAGGGUCUCUCUUUAAAUUAGGAGCAAUGCCUUCUCUGAACAGUCAACACUACAUUUAAGUAUGCUCGAUGAAAUACAUUGUUUGCAUAACAAAAGCAUAGCUAUGCAGAUUUAUCUCCAUGUUUUUAUCAGUCUACCAGGAUUGGGUUGAAUUCUGUCUCAAUUCAGGUAGAAUUGCACAUAUAUAUUUUUUUCUAUGUUAAGUUUAAUUCCUGAAUUGAAAUGGAAUUGACCUUUGGUCUCACUCUCAGCAUUGAGUGUUUCCCUGAACCCAACCAUGAAUUUAUUUAAAAUCUGUUAAGCAUAUCACACCUCCCAUUUUAUUUUACUCUAAACAGAGACUAACAUUAGAUUGUUUCAAUGCAAUGUGGAUCAAAUGUCAUGUCCCACGAUUCUCCAUGAGUUCCUACGGUCUAAAAUGGGGAUCUUCCCCCGGCCCCGAGAUGAGAAGGUAGUAUUGUAUUUUCAUCCCCUCCCCGGUUUCUUCCUGUUGGGAAUGUCUCACUGAACAAUGGGGUUUAACCACGUGAUGGCGCAGACUGACAAAGGUCACAAUCCAGUGUGUCUGCACAGCAAGGUGUGUCAGAAUGGGUGGAGUAGACACUGGCAGAGCACCAGUGGUGGCUGAUCAAGAGCUGUGCUGUUACAGGCCUGAAACUGGGAGUGCGUGGGCUCCUCCUGUUUUGAUACUGACAUAGGAUCCAUGUUCCUUGGGACAUCCCUACCCUAAACACUACCCUAACCAUAACCUUUACCUUAAUCAUUUUUUAAAUGUAAACUUCAAUGGAGUAGUGAUGUCCCAAGGAACCCGGAUAGCACGGACCAUUCACAUAGUUUAAUCUGGCACAUGAGUUGUAAUGAAGCUAGCGAAGUGAAAGAGUUCAUUCACAAUUGUGUAACAGGACUAUCAUAGCCCAGUUUGCUCAAUAGGCUAUGUCUCUCAACCCCACUAACCUAGCUUGCUACCCGUUUGGGGGCUCCGAAAUGGUAUGGUGCUCUGAUUGAUUUAAAACUGAAACAUGUAGGAAAAUAUAUUUUUUGUUCCCUUCCAUUAAUAUUACUUGACUGCCACUACGGACUCUUUUUCUGUUUGGUUUCAUCUGAGGCAAUUGUUUUCACUUCUUAAAUCCAAGGCUGUACUAGUGAAUGGCUCUGCCCAUUAUUCCUAUCCGGUCUUGAUAGUGGAUUAAGAGAGGAUCUCGUGGAGGCUUAACUGUGAGGUUGAGAGAAUUUCACUGUGCUGUUGGCCUUUAGACACAAGGAGGUCUGAGAUGAGGGGAUUGGGUUGAGGGGCGGGGCGGGCAGCGUUUGUAAGCACACUGGAGCCCAAUCUAGCACUGAACCAUACAUAUAAGAAUACGAUUAAGGGUUAUGACAAUGUCAUGUCACAUCUCUACAGAUUUUUAUGAAGGCGGCAGUGUGCCAGGGAGAUAUUCAAAGCAUGUCACUUUUUAAUCACAUUUCAUUGCCACUGCUGUUCUAAUUGGGUUGCUGUUAUUUACUCAGACCAAUAUAGAUAUUAAUGGUCACCAACAUAGAUUUUUUGUGGGAUAUAUGCAUAGUGGUUCUCUAUACGAGCAAGCAAACAAUGUCAAACCCUAUGUAUGUAGGCAUAACUGAUAAGCAGCUAACUGUAGGCUAUGGUGUAGGUGUACCUCAGGUUGGUUAACCACCCUCUCUCCUUUCCUGUAUGCCAGUGAGUCAUGGUUAUGUAAACUGUACAGAUGGGCACAUCUUCUGACCACACCUUACAGCUACCCCACGUCUGUGCACUUGCCACUUUCUAGUGUGUGUGGCUCUGACUCAGCUGCCUGCCAGUGUUGACUGAGGGCGUGGUGGAGCCAGCCUAUGAGAAUGUGUAUCACACUGCUUGCCCCAACUCGCCCCUUCUGCUUGGCGGCUGGCUACUGGUGCACAUAACCACCUGUCUCCUCUCAGCUGACAGGCCUUGGCUUGACUGGGCUGAAUUAGGCCUGGUGGUGGAGACAGGACUGGAUAAUAUGGCACUCACUUUCCACUGAGGCGAUGUCAUGCCAGACUGGACUGGGUGAAACCCCUCUGCUCUGCUGCCCACAGCCAGGCAGACACUGUACCCUUACCCACCCUGCCUGUCUGCACUGUGAAUGGAUCAUGGAAGCUGGAUAGUUACCCUCAGUAACCACCUCUCAAUCUGUUGGCAGCUGUAGUUUGUAUGCAACUACAGGUGAUUGUUCAGAAUCGGUUCACUUAUUGUUGGUUAGGCCGUGGCCAUCGACGCCGCCGGGAAAUUGGAGUCCUGCUGAGGGUGGUGCAGGCUGUUUUCAGUGCUCCACUUUCAGGUAUAGGUAAGACCGAACAGAACGUGGCCCACUACACAACAAUCCAGGCUUGUCUCUUCUUCACCUGUGAAUAUAACCUUGGCAAGACACAUUUUUUCAAAGUCAAACCUUCGAGGUUGUAAUGGCGAUGGCCCACAUUUUCUUGAUCAUUGAAAACCCGGCCAGAUUCGCACAGUAGUCUUGAUGGAAUAGCAUCCGGAUGUUCACGAUAUGCUCAUCUCCAAUAGACGAGCACAGCCACUAUACUGCAAUCUAGUCGAACCCUGGAGAAUUUCACCAGCUCUUGUUAGGACUAUAUCAUGGCCACAGAUGAUAUAUAGGAGCUGGUUUUAUCGAGCACAGUGCUAUUGCCUGGGUCAUUUAUUAGGGCAAACCGUAGCUAAAUGUUUUGCAACCCCAAAAUUAAAACCAGCAUUUCCUUUUGGACAGGUUCAUGUAAUUCCUCCCUGUUUCCUUCCAUUUGGUGCCUAAUAAAGACUGCCUUGGUCUGAGUGAAACUAGAGCGCUGUGUGAACUGAACACAUUGUGAACAACCAGGCCACUCUCCCUCCACUCGUCUGCAGGCAGGGCGACGUAUGGGAAGGAAUGCUGGGAACUUUAGACAUUUGAGCGUGCUGUUUAUCAUCUAGACUAAUCUCGUCUGUAAGUAGACUGGGUGGGAGUGGCUUGGGUAAGAGCGGGGGCAGGGCCGGAUGAGCCCUGAGACACGCCUACUUCGACUCACUGUCUGUCAGUGUCAGUAGUUGCCAUUAGGUCUGUCAGCCUCAUCUGCGGUGAACUUGUUUAAUCUGGUAUUUAAAACAAGGUAAUGUGACCUUAAACCCUUGGUCUCACUGACACAGAUUCGCAGUAAUCUGUAAUCAGGCAGCAGUCAGGCCCUUUUGGAGACUGAUCCUGAUGAGUUGGCCCUGCCUGGUUAGGCUCCUUCACGCUAACUAACUGGCGAUUGAGCAUUCCACACCGCAGUGUCAGGAGCUGAUACAUUUCCCUUACAGAAUGAAACUUGCCUUGGAUUGAACCCCACAUGAAAUGUAUGGUCAUGCAGGCUAUAGCGCCUACUGUAUUUCCUGUACCCUCUUCAGUAUAUUUAGUGUGUUGCAGAGGAACUGGUCUGCAGUGAUGCUGGAGUUUCUGCUGCUGCAGGGUUUAAAUAUAGAUGCAUAUGCUGUGGGGGGCCUGGGAGUGCUAUCUAAUAUGUAGCGUACAAGCAGUGCUGCUAUUUUCCCAGUGCAGUCAGUGCAUUCAGCCGCUGGGUUUGCUUCUGAGACACGUUGAUUCGAUGGCGGUGUCUGUGCUACUAAGACAGAGCACUGAAGAACGUUGGAACGAAAGGAGCCCGGAAGAAUCUGGGGCAAAAGAUGGCCAGGAACCCGCAGGAGGCCUGGCCUCAUUAUGGACAAGUUGGAAUGACUUGACGCAGUGCAAAAUUGGCUGGCCAAUUACCGUCAUCCAACAUUCCAUGACUGUCGCAGCCCUACGAGUGUAUGCCUCCCUCGUGUGGGCACAUCCAGCAAGGACAUCACUCGCAUGAUGUCAUCACGUGAGGCCACUGAACUGGUUAAUCAAAUUUGGUCACAGGCUCAAUCAAAAUGUUCAAAUAAUCAAGAUAUGAAUUUUGAAACGUGUGUUCGUCAUCGUUGAUACACCUCCUUGGUCCAGUACAGUCACUAAUGCUGCUAACCCAGUUUUUGUUGGAUACAUUACAGUUGUAACGGAAAGAUUUAGGUUAAUCUGCCCACCACUGGUGUGGGAGGGUUUGGUUGGGAACUCUGGAUAAGAUGGGAACUCAACUCACAUGGUCAUGUUUGGGUGUAUGUUGUCUCAGCCAAUCAGAAUCAACCUUCUUUCUUUAGCCAGUCAGAGUAGGUUAACAGGAUUUCAAUAAUAAGGAAACAUUGACUGUUAAAUGGAUGGAAGUUUAUGCAGUGUGUGAACAAAUGAUUAAUCCCUGUUUCCUUUCAACAGGAACUGCUGAAUAAAUAUUUAAUUGAGAACUCCACAAAUGCCGAAAGCAAAGUCUUCUAUCUUAAGAUGAAGGGCGACUACUAUAGAUACCUUGCCGAAGUCGCCUCCGGGGAUGACAAGACAGGUGAGAUUGAAAUGGCCCCUUGAACUGAAUACUGCAUGAGGUUUUUGCCAUGUUGGUAUUUGCAAGAAAUAAGCCUACAUUUUAGGUGUGUGAAUUACGGCAGGUAGCCUAGUGUUAAGAGUGUUGGGCCAGUAACCGAAAGGUUGCUGAUUUGAAUCCCUGAGCCGACUAGGUGAAAAAUCUGUCGGUGCCCUUGAGCAAGGCACUUAACCCUAAUUACUCCUGUAAGUCGCUCUGGAUAAGAGUGUCUGCUAAAUGAAUAAAAUGUCAAAUGUAAUAAUCUCCCUAGCCCAAGUGCUACUCGAGCCAGAUAUGUAAAAUACAUCAACUUUUUUUAUUUAAUCCCAGAAUGACAUCUAAACAGGCUUGAAAGACUGUGUGGGGCAUAAAGUAAAUGUUCUGUGGAGUAUAUACGUUGGUCCUCGCAGCCCAAUAGAUUUCGCCUCCCUCUGAUGGCGUAACAGCCCCAAUAUGAAUCUCCCCUCCGAGUCACAUCCUAAUAAAGAAGCCUUUGAUGGCCACUAUUACAAGAUAUUCUUUAGGACUUUGUUCUACAGUCUGCGAGGAGGUUAAAAUGAGGCCCCUCCACUUUAAACUCUGAGCCCUUCGUGCAGCAGCCGAAAUAGAACGGCACAUUUUGUCACAGAGCGGGAAAUGGUGUCAAGUGAGGCGUCACACACACUCGCGCCACCGCAGGGAACCGUCUCCUGAGGAAGAGGGGAGGAUCCUAUCCUACUGUAUGGACCUCUAUGAGACUCCCACUGGCACCCAUUGUGUGACGCACACUAAAGAGGGCUCUAUGCCCAGUUAUAAGCAUGUGCAUUUCAAAUGGGGCUUGGACAAAAGGAAAUCAAUGUGCCGCUUGACUGCGAUGUUCAGUUGCUUAUUGCAGAGAACAUGCCACACAGAAUCGUCCAAUACUACACCUGUAGUCUUUAACCUAGCAUCCACUAGCUGUCAAUGUCCACUAGCCUAUAUCAUAAUCGCUACAGAGUGAAUUUGGCUAACAAGUCUCACACUUGGUGUUAGUCAAAAUAAGUCUGGUGGGGUGUCACACUGUACCAUUGCCUCCAAUGACUUCCAACAACGUCCACUCUGAUCUCUGUGCUCCCCAGCGACCAUAGAGAACUCUCAGGAGGCGUACCAGCAGGCGUUUGACAUCAGCAAGAAGGAGAUGGAUCCCACGCAUCCCAUCCGCCUGGGCCUGGCCCUCAACUUCUCAGUCUUCUUCUACGAGAUCCUCAACUCCCCAGAGAAGGCCUGCUCACUGGCCAAACAGGUUAGUCCAGCCCCUCUCCUCUGUCCUGUCCGCUGUUUUCUUUAGAUAUGGGGACUUUGUUUGAAAUGUGGAGAAGUUCCUGUGUUAUCUGCUUGUUCUAUAUCAGAAUGAAAGAAAGAUAAGUGGUGUGUUUGAUUGAAUUGCUAACAAGUAGAUAAGUGUGUGAAUGGGUUGAUUUGUAAUGAUAUGUCUCUUCUGGGAAAAGUUAUUUCAGUGGGAGAUACCAAGUACAUAGCUUGAUAUCUGUGCUGGACAUGCAGGGGGUUUACUCGAUCUAUGGUAGCUUGGAUUUUGCACAGUGAUUCUAUUUUCCAAGCUUGCCGUGUAAUAAAUGUGCUUUUUGUGUCUCCAGGCAUUUGACGAUGCCAUUGCAGAGCUGGACAAACUGAACGAGGAGUCAUACAAAGACAGCACUCUCAUCAUGCAGCUGCUCAGAGACAACCUGACAGUGAGUUCCCUUCCCUAUCUGCUCUGCCAUGUUCCUUAUUCUAGGCAAUCAAUAUUUACGGUCUGUUAAAAAUGAAACUUGGAUGCUGUUUAGAGACUGUACAAUAAUGAUCAUGUUCACUUAUAAGAGUUAAGUUGGAAGACUGCAUGGGUAACGAGGUUUUAGUAGACAAGUUUUUGACUUUUAAAGAUUUGUAGACUUAAUUUAUUUUUUAUUUAUUUUUUUGCAACCCCAUGUGUUUUUAACGUCAAUGUGUCUUUCUCUCUCCAGUUAUGGACAUCCAACAACGCGCCCGAGGAAGGGGAAGGGGAAGGUGGAGAGGCCGGCGAGGCCGGAGAGAACGAGAACUAAAACUCAAACGGGGUCAUCUCUCCAAAAAAAGAAAAAUGACCUUUUUACACGUUUCCAUUCCUUUAUCGCUCCACUUCUAGAUGAUUCUAGCAAUUAAACCAUUACUGUCAAAACUGCGUAUGGAAAUUCCAAAAUCAUUUUAGUAUUUUCAUACUGUAGUUUUUGGACAAGAAAAAUAUUGAUUGGAGAGAAAAAAAGACCCUCCAUUCCUUGGUUUGUGUUCAUCCUGGCCUUCCAUAUGUGCAGUUUCUGCUGUUAGAAAAGUAUGAAUAGCUUCACCUCUUUAUAUCAACGUUUUAGUCCAAAUUAGAGGAAAAAAUAAGAAAUUCUAGGGUUUUUGCUGAGCUACAGAAAAUGUUAGUCCCAUCAAAUACCAGGGCAGUUAAGUAUUCUUAGAACAGGGGUGUUUGCUAAGCA
Coregonus sp. 'balchen' is the source of this 8759-nucleotide messenger RNA. Lineage: Eukaryota; Metazoa; Chordata; Actinopteri; Salmoniformes; Salmonidae. The record is from the annotation of a GenBank genome assembly.